UCUGGGCAAUGUACAAGGAGCUGUCAGAUCAGCCAAUGAAGAUGGACACGUUGCCCUCGUGGAUCAAGGAGACCGAACCCAUGAGGGUGUUGGGGUGCUAUAGAGGUCUAGGAGAUUAAUGUGACACUAAUAGGGUGGGCUUGGUUGAUCUGGGCAAUGUACGAGGAGCUGCCAGAUCGGCCAAUGAAGAUGGACACAUUGCCGUCAAAGGAGGUCGUAGAGGUCUAGGAGAUGGAUGUGACACUAGCAUGGGGGGAUUGGUUGAUCCGAGCAAUGCACGAGGAAUUGUCAGAUCGGCUAAUGAAGAUGGACACGUUGUCCUCAUGGAUCGAGGAGACUGGUCCCACGAGGGUGUUGGGGUGGUGGUAUAGAGGUCUAAGAGAUGGAUGUGACGCUAAUAGGGUGGGCUUGGUUAAUCCGGGCAAUGUACAAGGAGCCGUCAGAUCGGCCAAUGAAGAUGGACACAUUGACGUCAAAGGAGGUUAUAGAGGUCUAGGAGAUGGAUGUGACACUAAUAGGUGGGCUUGGUUUAUUUGGGCAAUGUACAAUGAGUUGUCGGCCAAUGAGGAGGUCUGUUGUCAAAGGAGGUCGGAGAGGCCUAGGAGAUGGAUGUGACACUAAUAGGGUGGGCUUGGUUGAUCCGAGCAAUGUACGAGGAGCUGUCAGAUGGUCAGCCAAUGAAGAUGGACACGUUGCCGUCAAAGGAGCCGCAAGCGAGGUAGAGGUCGAGGUUGUGUGAAGCCAAGGAGAUGGAAUUGAUGGAGGAUUCGGGGACGGUGAAGACAUGGGCCUAGCACUAGUUGUUGGAGUUGGAUUCUUCCUUCUAAAGCAUAAUGUGAAGAUGGACUUGAACAUGGAUCGACCCAAGAAACUAGCCAGAUUGAGCCCUGGUGGUCCGCUAAGGUGGCCAGAACUGUUGUGGGUGCUACAAAAACUUUAAGCUCUCAUAGUAAUAUACGAUAAAAGCGAGGAGCUAGGAUCAGAUAACGCAGAUAAAUCAAGUCCCAAAACCAAUUCCAAUCAAAAUUCUCAUCUUGCAAAUCUUCAAAAAUUAGUAUGAGAAAAACACGCAAGAAACUCAAAUCAAUCAUUUUUAUCAGGAAAAAAAAAACUAAUUUCUCAUCAUAAAUCUAAUUACUCUCCGUAUAUAAAGAGAAUAAGGUUACCUGCUAGCGCAAGGGGCUAAGUAAGCUCACAUGUUUUGUUAGGAUUAUAAGACUCACGUGUAAACAUGGAGGAAGCGGAUUGCAUGAUGUUGACGUCACCAAUUUCUAUGACCCCACCAUUACGUAUGUGUUAUGUCCAAACCGUCUGUCCAUUUGAUGAGAUUGUUCUAAGAAUUGAGUCAAAAAAUGAAAUAGAUCCGAAGCCUAAGUGGACCACACCAUAGAAAGCAGUGGGGAUUUAACGUGUACAAUUGAAAACUUCUCCGUGCUCUAUGGGCCCCACCAUGAUGUAUGUGUUUCAUCCAUGUCGUCCAUCUAUUUUUCUAGAUAAUUUUAUGGUAUGAACCCAAAAAUGAGGUACAUCCAAAUCUCAAGUGGACUACAUUAAAGUAAAUAGCAGUGAUUGAACGUCAACCAUUAAAAAAAUUUUGGGGCCAUAAAAGUUUUGGAUCAAGCUGAUCUUUGUUUUUUUCCCUUCAUCCAGGUCAGUAUGACCUAAUCAACAGAUUGGAUGUCAAAUAAACAGUACAGUGGGCCUUAGGAGGAUUUUAAUGGUGGAUAUCUAAUCAUUAUUGUUUUCCUGUGGUGUGGUCUAGUUGAAUCUGGAGCAUAAGCUUGCCACAAACUCGAGCCUCCAUUUUCCUGCAUCUUACUGUUACCUGCCCGUUUCAAGUAUUUGAAUAUUAACAUAAAUACCCUUCCCUUAUUCUCCUUUCAUGUGCAGACUCUCCACACCUCCAUCCAAUGGGAUCGAAACUCAAGUCCGUUGUUUACAAUCAAAAUCUGAAGAUAACCCAAUUCGCUAAAUCUAGCAGAAUCGAAGAAUCCGUUAGAAUAUUUGAAAACAUGAAGAGCCGGAACACAGUCACUUACAAUUCGAUGAUCUCAGACUACUCGAAGAAUGGCAGAAUCGAUGAUGCGAGGCGCCUAUUUGAUCAAAUGCCGUUCAAGAACUUGGUUUCCUGGAAUUCCACGAUCGUUGGGUACUCUCACAACGACCAUGUUCGUAAAGUUGCCCAGUUGUUCGAAGAAAUGCCUAAUAGAGACAUCUUUUCUUGGACUCUAAUGAUAACUUGCUACACCCACAAUGGGGAGCUUGAAAAGGCGAGGCAUCUCUUCGAUUGGAUGCCGGAUAAGAAAGACUUAGCCUGUUGGAAAUCGAUGAUCACAGGGUACGCAAAGAACGGGCAGUUUGAUGCCGCGAGUAAACGAUUGGAUGAGAUGCCGACCAAGGACUUGGUUUCAUGGAAUUCAAUGUUAGCAAGGUACACCUAUAAUGAAGAGAUGAAUUUGGGUUCAAAAUUUUUUAAUGAGAUGCCAGUCAAAGAUGUGGUUUCUUGGAAUUUGAUGAUUGAUGGGUUUGUCCAGAUUGACGAUUUGGAUUAAGCUUUCUAGUUUUUUUAGAGAAUUCCUUGUGCUAAUGUUGUUUCAUGGGUGACAUUGUUGAGUGCAUACACAAGGAAUGGUCAGAUUACCAAAGCAAGAGGACUCUUCGAUCAAAUGCCAGAGAGAAAUGUGGUCGCUUGGAACGCCAUUAUAACAGGUUAUGUGCAAAUUGGAGAAGUAGAAGAGGGUUAUUGGGUUUUCUCCGAAAUGCCGGAACGAAAUUCUGUCUCAUGAACGACAAUGAUUAACGGGUAUGUUCGUGUUGGGAAGCUUGAUAAGGCGAGAGAAUUGCUUGAGAGGAUGCCUUAUAAAAACGUGGCAGCCCAAACUGCCAUGAUUUCAGGGUAUGUUCAAAGCAUGAGGAUGGAUGAUGGUCGACAAAUUUUUGAGAAAAUUGAGGUGUCAGGAUUGUGUCUUGGAAUUCUAUGAUUGCGGGUUACGCCCAGUGUGGAAGAAUGGAUGAAGCAAUGAGAUUGUUUGAGUGGAUGCCAAAGAAGGACGUUAUUUCAUGGAACACUUUAAUUGUCGGUUUUGCGCAAGAAGGAAACAUGGAUAGAGCACUUAGAAUUUUCGAAGAGAUGGGCGCACAGAACACAGUUUCUUGGAAUUCUCUUGUUUCAAGCUACACACAAAAUGAGGUUUAUGUCGAUGCACUCAGGUACUUUCUAUUGAUGAGGAGAGAAGGUCUGAAACCAGAUUAAUCGACAUAUGCAUGUGGUGUCAGUGCUUGUGCCAACCUUGCUGCUCUACAGGUAACCACCUUCAAGCUGGAAAAUGAACAACAGAUACUGCAUAAGGUUCUGCUUACCAAAUAAAUGGAGGGAAGUAAAAACAAGUUCAUGUUGGUUGAGUAUCUCUGCCAACACUAAUUGGAUACAACGGCACAAGCACAAAAAGUGUGGACUAGAAACAAAAUAAAUAUAGCUCCAAAGACGCAACUUGCAAUUAAUUGAAAUCAUUAGAGUAAAUACGCUUCAAAUGCAAGAGAAACACCUGAGACUUCAGUAUGAGGUCAUGGACCAUGAGACUGCUUCUAUAAGGAUUCAAAGUCUUUGGGAACUCAUCUAAGCCUAUUUGUGGGGUUGUCGUUGCAGUCUUAAUACAUGCAAAAUUAGGUUGGAUUUAAUUUGCAUGUGCCUUUGACCAUGUCACCAGUGUAUGACGUGAAUGUUUCUCUUGACAGCAUUGCCAAAUAACAUGCACUGUUAUAUGGUUAACCACGACCCAUCUUUACCCUUUUUUAUUUUGAGAAGCAACAGUUUAUCAAGGAACUAAAAAAAUCAUCCUCAAUUAUUGACCAUCAAAUGGAAACUUUUUGACUUAGAAUACACGGGCAACGAGUUGAGAGCAACAACACCUGUUUUACAUUACAGAUUAUUUCCAUUCCUGCAUAUAGUUAUGUAUUUUGUGCACUUGUUGGCCUAUGUAUAUGUUUGUAAAUAAUAGAAGAGGAAACGGGUUUUUGAUGUUGACUACAGGUAAACUGUGUACCCAGAUUGGGAGUGAUUAAUUGCCACCCCUAAUUAGGAGUGAUUUAUCCAUAAGGUAA
This is a messenger RNA of Magnolia sinica, 4101 nucleotides long. Its product is annotated as pentatricopeptide repeat-containing protein At2g35030, mitochondrial-like. The record is from RefSeq and is a predicted model, not a curated record. Gene Ontology annotation, molecular function: RNA binding; protein binding. The transcript has a single exon. Gene Ontology annotation, biological process: RNA modification. The coding region runs from base 1911 to 2552 and encodes 213 amino acids. Lineage: Eukaryota; Viridiplantae; Streptophyta; Magnoliopsida; Magnoliales; Magnoliaceae.